GUGAGGCCAGCCCUAUCCAACCCUAUACUGGCAGGCCCAGGGCUGGGCAGGGGGACGGGGUGGUCUUGCCUCUGCUGUGGGAAGACACCAUGGCUCUGGGGCCUUACUGUGGCAUCCUACUGCUUCUGGCUGUUUCUGGGUGUGGCCAGCCCCAGGUUUCACACGAAGGAAGUCGAAUCGUGGGAGGGCACACGGCCCCAGCUGGCACGUGGCCAUGGCAGGCUAGCCUCCGUCUGCACAACGUGCACGUGUGUGGAGGGUCCCUGCUCAGUCCAGAAUGGGUGCUCACAGCAGCCCACUGCUUCACUGGGUCUCUGAACUCAUCUGAUUACCAGGUGCACUUGGGAGAGCUGACAAUCACACUGUCUCCCCAUUUCUCCACUGUAAAGCAGAUCAUCAUGUACUCCAGCUCCCCAGGACCACCAGGGUCCAGUGGGGACAUUGCCUUGGUGCAGUUGGCCACCCCGGUGGCCCUUUCCAGCCAGGUCCAGCCUGUGUGCCUCCCAGAGGCCUCAGCUGACUUCUACCCUGGGAUGCAGUGCUGGGUGACUGGCUGGGGCUAUACACAGGAGGGAGAGCCUCUGAAGCCUCCAUACAACCUUCAGGAGGCCAAAGUCUCUGUGGUGGAUACAGAAACCUGCAGCCAGGCUUACAACAGCCCCAAUGGCAGCCUCAUCCAGCCAGACAUGCUAUGUGCCCAGGGCCCUGGGGAUGCCUGCCAGGAUGAUUCUGGAGGGCCACUAGUCUGCCAGGUGGCUGGGACCUGGCAGCAGGCCGGCGUUGUCAGCUGGGGUGAGGGUUGUGGCCGCCCUGACCGCCCUGGCGUCUAUGCUCGGGUUACUACCUAUGUAAAUUGGAUCCACCACCACAUCCCGGAAGCAGGGGUCUCAGGAAUGCAAGAGGUUUCCUCGACUCCUCUCCUGGCUGGCCUCUUCUUGCCAAGCCUCUUCCUGCUGCUGGUCUCUGGAGUCCUGAUGGUCAAGUACUGGCUGGGUUCUCCCUCCCACCCAGCCUCAGAGCUCUGACUGAGGCACCACAACCCAAGUGUCUUUCUUAAAUAAGUUAGUGUUUAUUCAGCUUUGCUUUGCCCCUCCCCCCUUAGCUUUGACUUAGGAAGCCAAGUUUUCUGCAUCAGAUUAUUGCAACAUUUAACCUGAAUUUGUAGAACGGAUGACAUAAAGCAAAUGGAUGUCAAAUGAA
Mastomys coucha (southern multimammate mouse) is the source of this 1200-nucleotide messenger RNA. RefSeq names its product tryptase gamma 1 (gene Tpsg1). The coding region runs from base 90 to 1025 and encodes 311 amino acids. Lineage: Eukaryota; Metazoa; Chordata; Mammalia; Rodentia; Muridae. The record is from RefSeq and is a predicted model, not a curated record. Gene Ontology annotation, biological process: proteolysis. The transcript is spliced from 5 exons. Gene Ontology annotation, molecular function: serine-type endopeptidase activity.